Molecule: messenger RNA, 3285 nt
Organism: Hevea brasiliensis (rubber tree)
Lineage: Eukaryota; Viridiplantae; Streptophyta; Magnoliopsida; Malpighiales; Euphorbiaceae
Exons: 8
Coding region: 1-3285 (1094 amino acids)
Molecular function (GO): zinc ion binding; nucleic acid binding
Source: RefSeq, a predicted model, not a curated record
AUGGAAUAUAUGAUGGGUAAUAAGAGGGAGAAUAGAAAUAGGAGGGAGGAAGUAGGUGUGCAUGUAGAAGAUGGAGGUAGAGUUGGAAGGGAAAUUUGGGUAGAACCUAGGAUGGAGGAGCAAGAGGAGUUGAAUUGGUAUGAUGAUGAGUUUGAGGAAGUGUUUGAAUAUGGCAACCACCACUUUAAUGGUAGGAGGUUUCAGCCACCAAGGGGGAGAGGUGUUAAAUGUAGGAGAGGAGGAAGACAACUUAGAUUUGAUGACUAUGGUGAGAGAGAGAUGCACCAUGAGAGGGUUGAUGCCAAUGUGGGAAGCAUAAAGUUGAAAAUACCUCCUUUUCAUGGCAAGGAGGAUGUCGAAGCCUAUAUUGAAUGGGAGAGGCAGAUUGAUAUGAUUUUUGAGUGCCACAAUUAUAGUGAGGAGAAAAAAGUUAAGUUGGCAGCAGUUGAGUUUAAAGAUUAUGCAUUAGUUUGGUGGGAUCAAUUACUUGUAAGGAGGAGAAGAUAUGGCUUAAGGGGUGUUACUACUUGGGUCGAAAUGAAGGAGAUCUUGAGGGAAAGGUAUGUGCCUCCACACUAUGGAAGAGAGGAGGAGUAUUACAAAGCCAUGCAAAUUGCUAUGAUUAGGGCUGAAGUAGAGGAGGAUGAAGAGGCCACCAUGGUUCAGUUCUUGAAUGGGUUGAAUCCCGAUAUUGCUUAUAUGGUUGACUUGCAAAAUUAUAGAACGAUAGAACAAAUGAUGCAAGUAGCCAUCAAAACAGAAAAGGAGAUGAAGAGGAAACGAGCUGCCAAAAGUAAAUGGAACACUCAAUCAUCAUACAAUUCGGCUUCCAAUGCACCAUGGAAACCGAAUUGGAGUGGAACACCUAAAGUGGAAAAAGAUGUGCCAAAAGUGAAGAAUGAGGAGUGGAAAGGAAAAAGGAAGAUGGAAGGAAAAGUAGAAGAGAAAAAUAAGAAAGUGGAAAAUAGAGCAAGGGAUGUGAAGUGCUUCAAGUGUUUGGGAAGGGGGCAUUAUUCUAAUGAGUGUCCAAACAGGAGAGUGAUGUUUAUUAGAGAAGAUGGAGAAUGGGAGAGCAGUGAAGAAAAGGCUGAAGAGAGUGCUAGUAAUCAUAGUGAUGAUAAGCAUCUUGAUGACGGAGAGCAAGCUCCUAUGGAUGGUAAUGUCCUUAUCACUAUGCGCACCUUAAGUGCACAAGUCAGUUUGGGUGAUGGAGAUGAGGUGCAAAGGGACAAUAUUUUCCAUACUAGAUAUUUGGUGAAUGAGAAACUAUGUAGUGUGAUUGUGGAUAGUGGUAGUUGCUGCAAUGUUGCUAUUAGCUUAUUGGUUAUAGUGCCUUUUAGCAUUGAGAAGUACCAUGAUGAGGUAGUUUAUGAUGUGGUGCCUAUGGUAGCUACCCAUUUGUUGUUGGGCCGUCCAUGGGAAUUUGAUAGAAGUGUGGUUCAUAAUGGGAAAAAGAAUAAGUUUGCCACCAAUUCGGGGAUAGAACACCAAAUUGACCUCAUUUUGGGUGCUCCAAUUCCAAACAGACCAGCAUAUAGGAGUAAUCCUGAGGAGACAAAAGAACUACAAAGGCAAGUGGAGGAACUUUUGGCAAAGGGCUAUGUGCGUGAAAGUAUAAGUCCAUGUGCGGUUCCAGUGCUCCUUGUACCAAAGAAGGAUUGGACAUUCAGAAUCUGUGUAGAUUGUCGUGCUAUCAACAAAAUCAAGGUAAAGUAUCGACAUCCCAUUCCUCGAUUGGAUCAUAUGCUUGAUGAGUUAUUUGGUGCAUGGUUGUUUAUAAAGAUUGACUUGAAAAGCGGUUACCAUCAUAUUAGAAUGAAAGAGGGGGAUGAAUGGAAAACCACAUUCAAGAUAAAAUAUGGGUUGUAUGAAUGGAUGGUUAUGCCAUUUGGGUUAACCAAUGCACCUAGUACUUUCAUGAGGUUAAUGAACCAUGUGCUUAGACAAUUCAUUGGCAGAUUUGAGGUAGUUUAUUUUGAUGACAUCUUGAUCUAUAGCAAAAACAUAGAUGAGCAUUUGCAUUAUUUGAGAUAUGUGUUUGAUGUGUUGAGAUCUGAAAAACUAUAUGCUAAUAUGAAGAAGUGUUCUAUUUGCUUAGAUAGAGUUGUCUUUCUUAGUUAUGUUGUGAGUAGCAAAGGUGUGGAAGUAGAUGAGCAAAAGGUCAUAGCCUUUAGGGAUUGGCCAACUCCUAAAAAUGCAUAUGAGGUUAGGAGUUUUCAUGGAUUGGCUAGUUUUUAUAAGAGAUUUGUGCCUAAUUUUAGUACUAUUACUGCUCCUUUGAUUGAACUUGUGAAAAAGGAUGUUGUGUUUGAAUGGAAAAAGAAGCAUGAAAAUGCAUUUGCUGAAUUGAAAGAAAAAUUAUGCACUGCACCAUUGUUGAGCUUACCUGAUUUUGAUAAAAUGUUUGAAAUUGAAUGUGAUGCUAGUGGUGUAGGUAUAGGUGCGAUUCUGAUGCAAGAGAAAUGCCCUAUUGCAUAUUUUAGUGAGAAAUUGAAUGGUGCUGCCUUGAAUUACUCUACUUAUGACAAAGAAUUGUAUGCACUUGUUAGGGCCUUAGAAACUUGGCAACAUUAUUUGCGGCCUAAAGAGUUUGUCAUACAUUCUGAUCAUGAAUCAUUGAAGCAUCUUAAGAAUCAAAAUAAGUUGAGUAAAAGGAGGUACUCACUUUUGUCUACACUUAAUGUAAAGUUGCUUGGGUUUGAAUUCAUGAAAGAUUUGUAUGCUAAUGAUGAUAACUUUGCUGGUUUGUAUGAUCUUGUAUAUGGAUAUAAUCCACUCACACCACUAGACUUGCUACCAUUGCCUAUUGAUCAUAUUGAUAGUCUAGAUGGUAAGAAAAAGGCUGAAUUGGUUAAGAAAUUACAUGAGCAAGCUAGGGUACACAUUGAAAAGAAAAAUGCACAAUAUGUUUCUCAUGCUAACAAAGGCCACAAGAUACUUGUUUUUGAGCCAGGUGACUUAGUGUGGGUAUAUUUUAGGAAGGAACGGUUUCCAAACCAACGAAAAUCGAAACUGCAUCCAAGUUGUGAUGGUCCAUUCAAAGUGUUAGAGCGUAUCAACAAUAACGCCUACAAAAUUGAACUGCCAGGGGGGAAAGAUGAGGAGUCACUACCACCGGAGCCACUUCCAUUGUUCAAGGGUCCAAUUACAAGAGCAAGGGCAAGGGAGUUGCAAAGCUUGGAGGAAAAUCAAGAAGCUGACGAUUUCGCUAAAGCAGUGGCAGUAGGCGAGCAACAUCUCACAACCGAUCCCCUUAAACAUAAUAACAAUGCCAAUAGUGAAUAG